AUGUCCUCAAACUCUCCCCCCUAUGGCGGGGGGGUCAUAAGAAUGGACCUAGGAAACUCCCAGAACCCUGUCCAGGAUAAUACAUCUAUAUCCCAUAAUAAUGGAAUAGGAAAAGAACAACCAAACAAAGUGUUGAACGUACAAAAACCACAUUUGUACUCAGAUAAGGUAUACGUGUUUAUCCAAAAAAGAGAUGAAGAUGGAAAUUUAGGUAAGAUCCACCCAAUGAAAAUAGGUCAUAUUUUUCAUAAGACCCUAUCAAUUCCUAAUAUUGUAAGUAUCUCAAGCGUGGGUAGAAAUAGAGUGAAGAUUGAUUUAAAGUCUAUUAGUGAUGCGAACAAACUAAUUAAUGAUGAUCGGCUCAUCAAAGAAGACUUGGUAGCAUUCAUACCAAACAACUUGCUACAAAGAAAAGGCAUAAUCAGAAAUGUUGACACCUCAUUUGAUGAAAAGUACAUUUUAGAAAACGUAAAUCCUUCGGUCACAGUUACCGAAGUUAGCACAUUCAAAAAGAAAUUAAAUAUCGAUGGAGGCACGACAUUUGUUAAUAGACAGACGGUUCUCCUAUCUUUUGAGGGCAACACCCUUCCCACACAUAUUUUUAUAAACAGUGUUGCAUGUCCGGUUGAACCUGACGUACAUAAGGUCAUAUAA
Messenger RNA from Acanthoscelides obtectus, 654 nucleotides. The record is from the annotation of a GenBank genome assembly. Lineage: Eukaryota; Metazoa; Arthropoda; Insecta; Coleoptera; Chrysomelidae.